Messenger RNA from Medicago truncatula (barrel medic), 1656 nucleotides. Its product is annotated as protein Brevis radix-like 1. NCBI's taxonomy places the organism in Eukaryota, Viridiplantae, Streptophyta, Magnoliopsida, Fabales, Fabaceae. The record is from RefSeq and is a predicted model, not a curated record. The coding region runs from base 409 to 1410 and encodes 333 amino acids. The transcript is spliced from 6 exons.
UCGUUUCAAAUAUCAUCUCGCCAACUUUCAUUCAUUGGUUCUUUUCUUUCUUCUCCUUGUUCUCGUGCACUAGUAGCAUUUCCAUGUGACUCACCCUUAAGUUUCUUAAGAGUUUGGAAAAUGAUUCCAUAAGUUAAGCCGGUAUUAAGAACUUUUUUGUUGUUGUUAUUUGUAAACUUUUACUAGCAAUCAAGAAUGAUGCUAGUUGGAGCAUUUUCAUGCGAGCAUGCAAAUAACGACAAUAAUUGCUGAUACAACCAAACACAUCGUUGGCACUUCUAUUGUGGUUUCAAACUCUCUAUAUAAACCACUUCUCAAAAUGAAGUUGAGAUACGGAAGAGACGUUAAGAGGAGACAGACUUGAAGAACCAAGAACAAGAUUCUUUCAGUUUGAGUGAAGGAGCAAAAAUGUUGCAAUGCAUAACAUGUGCCAAGCAAACAUCAGAAGAUGGGGAUGAGCAAGUUCAGCAGAGAGGCACACCAACUACCAGAGAAGCCCCCAAAAAUCUGUCUGCGCAGAUAAAGGAUAUUGUACUGAAGUUUAAAGGUGUUUGCACAAAAGGAUCCACCAGUUCCUACAAAAGAGGACUGAGAUCAUCUGCUGCUAACUCUGAAGUCAAUUCUGAGGUUCAAUGCCCUUAUAUGGGAGGUGUGAGCUUAGGUUCAACUCCUCCUUGGGACUUGCCUGUCAAUUUCACUGGUGGAAGAUCUGAUCAGAGGUUUAUAGGGGGGACUAGUGGUAACCAAACUCCUACGGUGCAAGAGCCGGUUGUAGCGGAACCUGAGGCUGUGGUGGAGGAAAACAGAGAGUGGGUGGCUGAGGUGGAGCCGGGAGUUGAUGUUACCUUUUUGUCUCUUCCUGAUGGUGGAAAUGAUCUCAAGCGAAUUCGCUUCAAUCGCGAAAUCUUUGAUAAGUGGCAAGCUAGAGUAUGGUGGGGUGAGAAUUUUGACAGACUCAGGGAGCUUUAUAAUGUCCGGAGUUUCAAUAGCCAAGCUCUUAGCACUGCUCUACCAUCUGAGGAUGAGCAAAGAGAAGCUUCUUACUCAAUGCAUGAAACUGGAAGUGGAAGCAAUGUGGCUGCUUGGGAAAACAAUGAUCCAAUGGUGGGGAAUCAGUACUUUAAUCCUUCAGGAUUCACUAUGGGUGAGGGAAGCAGUAGCAACCAAAACAUGCAUGCAGCAUUAAGGUCUUCUUCUAUGAAUGAAAUUUCCUUCAGCAAUUCUAGUGACCCUGACUCAGAAUGGAUUGAGCAAGUUGAGCCUGGAAUAUUUGUCACAGUCAGGCAGUAUCCUGAUGGGAACAACGAGCUUAGACGUAUCAAAUUCAGCCGACAGAGGUUUGGAGAUGCAGAGGCAAGGAAAUGGUGGGAUGAGAACAGAGAUAGACUUCGAGAACAAUACCUUCAGUGAAGCCUUUGUGCUAUGCUGAAGUUAAUUGGAAUCUUCAUAUUUGAAUUGUAUGUGUCAUAUAGAAAACUUUGUUUCUCAUCAUUGGUGAAUAUGGAUUCAUAUGCUAAUAAGUUAUUCGGUUGAGUCGGAUUUUUCAGUUAAAUUUGUUUAUUGGGGGGUAUAAUGUUUUCCAUAUUAUAUAUAUAUGUACUUGAAUUAUUUCACCUGGGAUUAUUAUAUAUUAUGGUCAUUGUUGCUAAAUAUCAA